AGAGUGAAUGCAGAAGCACGUGAUCAUGUUAGCAUCGGGGCUAAGGAAGUAGCAUCACAGAAGAUGGUCAUGGACCGCAGGUAGAACCUGUGGUCUGAAGGCAACCCCAGCCAGGUAUGUUGACGUGAAAGAAGAAGCAGAGAGCAGCUUAGCGCGACCACACCUGGAGGGUGAAACAUGGAUUUCCUUCAUUUGUUUGGGAUCUACGUCGCGGUGGUGCUAACAUGUAUAUUCCUGGUGUGCAAAUACUCAGGACAGCAAAACAACCCGUUUAACACACUGCUUAGUUAUGUUUCAAAGGUGGUCGCACCUUUUACUCCUCGGUGGCUCCAGAGGUUUUCACACUGGAUCUUUCACAGACUGUUCCAUCAAAGGAGCAACAUCUUCAUAUAUCUGCACAUCUUCCUGGAAGGAAGUGUCUAUGCAGAGUUCACCUAUGAGGUGUUUGGCUUCUGCCGGGAGAUGGACACCAGUUUGACAAGCUUGUCAGUGCCUUAUGUCCUGCUGGCCAUCAAGAACUUCUUCUUCUACCUCUGCAUCAAGACCGAUCCAGGCACAGUGACAAAGAAAAAGGUCUCCAGCCUGAUUCACGUCUAUCCAUAUGACAAGAGACUGUUUCACCCUGCAGUCUCCUGUGAAACGUGCCAACUUGUCAAACCAGCCCGUUCCAAACACUGCCGGGUCUGCAACAGGUGCGUCCAGCGCUUUGACCACCACUGUGUCUGGGUGAACAACUGUGUCGGAGCUGGGAACACCCGUUACUUCCUGCUUUACCUGCUCAGUGUGUGUGCCAUGUCCUUGGACAUCGCCCUGUUAACAGGAGACAUGCUGCUUCAUGCUGUGCUGCGUUCAGGGCUCCUCAGAGCCAGUUACAUCGAUGAGUAUGGCCAGCAGCAGCCAGCUGGACCUCUGUUUGUUGUGCAGCAUCUGUUUUUGACUUUUCCCCGCAUUGUCUUCAUGCUUGGCUUCGUGAUCUUCGUCUUCUUCCUCCUUGCUGGCUAUACCCUGUUUCAUUCCUUCCUGGCUCUUGUCAACCAAACGUCCAACGAGUGGUACAAAAGUCGAGGGUUUGUUUGUCGGCACUGCCACCCAAUGCCUGCAGCCGAUAAUCUUUGCAGCCCCGCCCUGGAUCACUCGAAGAGGUACUACUACAGCCGGGGAAUGCUCAGAAACCUGGGAGAAAUUUUCUUCCCUCCACAAGCCACCCAGAAAAAGGGCAAUUGAAGACAAACCCUAGCUUUGGUAUGAACUGCCAACAGUCGCUACUAUCUCCACCACUGCUAGAGCUGAGAAAAUAAACUCUAGCUUUGAUUUUAUGGAUUUAUGUUUCAUUUCUCUUGACGUAAACUCUCUACUUUCAGUUAGAUCAUUGUCUCUUAACUGAUUACUACAAGGUCACAAUGCUGUAAUUAAUGACUCGGCAGCUCAAACUUUGUGUUUAUAAAAGUGACAGAACAAAAUAAACUUUACUUAAUGUUC
Messenger RNA from Girardinichthys multiradiatus, 1479 nucleotides. It is a transcript of the gene zdhhc4, whose product is annotated as zinc finger DHHC-type palmitoyltransferase 4. Gene Ontology annotation, biological process: peptidyl-L-cysteine S-palmitoylation; protein targeting to membrane. NCBI's taxonomy places the organism in Eukaryota, Metazoa, Chordata, Actinopteri, Cyprinodontiformes, Goodeidae. Gene Ontology annotation, cellular component: Golgi apparatus; endoplasmic reticulum. Gene Ontology annotation, molecular function: protein-cysteine S-palmitoyltransferase activity. The record is from RefSeq and is a predicted model, not a curated record. The transcript has 7 exons. The coding region runs from base 178 to 1224 and encodes 348 amino acids.